Notodromas monacha is the source of this 1436-nucleotide messenger RNA. The record is from the annotation of a GenBank genome assembly. NCBI's taxonomy places the organism in Eukaryota, Metazoa, Arthropoda, Ostracoda, Podocopida, Cyprididae.
GCAGUGAACAUUCAAUUCAUAAUUGUUGGUUUUGGACGCAUUUGGCAAUUGAGGUAGAUGCGAUGGACGAAACUCAUUCGGAAAUCGCUAAACAAUUCGUUUUGCCGGAAAGGCAGAGCAAAAUUCACUCGUUGUUGAGUUCGGAGCAGAAUCGAACCGCGCAAGGCGCUCUACUGCCUGGGCAAGAAGUUUUUUGCGUGUGCAAAAGUUCAGAGGAGAAGGGAUUCAUGAUAGCAUGCGAUCGUUGUGAAACAUGGUUUCAUGGAAAAUGCGUGGGAGUGAAAGCCAAGGACGAAUCUCGGAUCAUCAGCUUUUAUUGCCAGCGACGGCCGAAACGCCGCGAGAAAACAGUGAACAAGCGGCGGAAGUCUCACACGACUCCGGACUCCCCGCGGAGCGAUGGCGGCUACACUCCGCCGCCGCCACGGCGGCGAGGCGACGAAACCGAUUCCGAUGAAAACAAUUCCGACAGCGAAGAAGCGCAGAAGAAGAAGCCCGGGAAGAGAAAAGAAGAAAAGGUUGUUAAGAAACCCACGAGAAGAGCGUUUAAAAAACCCGAAGCUGUUGAUGAACAACAACAGCCGUUGGAACCGUAUGGAGAGGACAGACGUCGUCAGUGCCUUGGACCGUCUUGUCAACACGCUGCGAGGUUUCGAUCGAAGUACUGCUCUGAAGAGUGCGGAUUACGCUUAGCUUCUCAAAGAAUAUUCAUGAUUUUACCAGAACGGGUCAAAGAGUGGAGACAAGGGAGUGCAGCUGAAGUGAAGGACAAAGAAAAAUUAGUUGAAGUCCGCGAGAAGCUGCAAAAGAAUCAGACUAGGAUGGAACUCCUUGACAAAAAGCUGAGGGAGCACAUUGAUUUGGUGCAGCGCGUGAAGAAGUUAUCUCCGGAAACGGAUAGCGACGAUGAAAGCGAAGCUCAGGAAGCAGAAGGAUCCAUGUAUUGCAUCACUUGUGGAAUGGAAAUUUCUUCCAAGAUUGCAACAAAGCAUUUGGAAAAGUGUUUUAUUCGCGUUUGCGGUAGUCCGAUUGUAAAUGACCUCUUCAUCCCUACGGAAAAAUAUUGCCGCAAAUUGAAGCGGAAGUGCACCGAUCAUUUCCUGUGGGAUCGGCUGAGGAGAGCAGAAAUCGACGGUAUGCGAGUGAAAGAAUUCCUUCUGAGAGAUGAAUUGUUCGAAGAAGAAAGACAGCUGCGACAAGCGAUGAAAAAUCGAGGCGGGCUUAUGGCAUUGAUGCUUCAUUCAACCUGCGAUAUUCGAAAGCUUGAAAAGCAAAUGAAACGACAAACCUAUCAAAUGCAGGCCCACGUGGAACAUUCAAGCGGGGAAAUUGCCGCAAGAACUCCUAGUCCAAAGCCUUCUAUGCCAGUGUAAGAUUAUUUUGAGGAAAUGUUUCUUUUUUUAGUUGAAGUAAUGAAUUUUGUAUGGUCCUCCAAA